AUGUUUUUUAUUGAUGGACCUGGUGGUUCUGGUAAAACACAUCUCUACAACGUACUGAUAGAUACUCUCGAAUCCGAAGGUUAUGUUGUCUUGUCAUUUGCUCCAACAGGAAUUGCUGCUGCAUAUCUGAAGAAAGGAAAAACAUUUCACUCGGGUUUUAAACUACCUUUUCAUAUUUAUGAAGACUCAGAAAAUCUUAUUGCGCCAGCUUCUGAUGAAGCUUUAUUUCUAAAAGUGACAGAUGUUAUUUUAAUUGAAGAAAUAUCAAUGGUACACAAAGAAAUAUUGAGAUGUAUUGAUACAUUGAUGAGACAAAUUCCCUUUGUUGCAUACCCAGAUCGAAACUUUUCGCGAUUUCUAUUUGGUGGAAGAAUUGUGGUUGUGGGUGGGGAUUUCAGACAAAUACUUCCUGUUAUUCCAAAUGGUACUAAAACUGAAGUUAUCCACAAUUAUGUGAAAAAUAUUUUUCUUUGGAAAUUGUUCGAAGUGCAUCACCUUUCAACAAACAUGAGAAGUAGAGGAUAUAAUACUUUUAAUAAAUGGCUUCUUGAUAAUGGAAAUAAAACAACAGGAUAA
This is a messenger RNA of Entamoeba invadens IP1, 576 nucleotides long. RefSeq lists its product as hypothetical. Gene Ontology annotation, biological process: DNA repair; telomere maintenance. NCBI's taxonomy places the organism in Eukaryota, Evosea, Mastigamoebida, Endamoebidae. The record is from RefSeq and is a predicted model, not a curated record. Gene Ontology annotation, molecular function: DNA helicase activity. The transcript has a single exon. The coding region runs from base 1 to 576 and encodes 191 amino acids.